GGGAAGGGUCUCGAUGGUCGAGUUGUUCAUUGCGAGACCGCGGAUACAAGACUAGUGAUUCAGGAUGGAUUCAAUCUCCACUCUCGGGUGAAGAAGCUGUUCCCCUCUGCACAGGGUUGCAGCGUCUCACUCUGCUCUGUGUUGGGUCUCCGGAGUUGUUCACAUUUUUGUAGGGUUUUGUGAGAACCAGCACAAUUUGCACUUGUUUGGAUUGGGUUUUAGUUGCCGUGUUGCGAUUGUUGUUGUUGUAGUUGAAGUAGUAGUAGUUGCAGCAGAGCGGCGCAGGACUUCGAGGGGGAUUUGUUAGCAGGCUGAGGAGAUUGUAAGUUGGGUUCAGGAUUGUUGUUAGUGAAUUAGGGUUUUGGAUUAGUGAGCAGUUCGAUGGCGCCGAUGCGCUUGUCUGCGCCCGGUUGCGCUGCAUCUUCUGUGUCGACUUCGAUGAGAGCGGUGGGAUGCGUAGGCAGCCAUCGGGUACCGCAGCCUUCGGGCAAUUCGGGAACUAACGUUGCUGCAACGUUAAAUCAUCGACAUUCUGUCUCUUCAGGGAAUCCUAAGAAAUCCAGCACUGCUUUUGCCUCCGUCACGGUUUGCCCAAGGAGAACCAAGUACUUUGCUUCGUUAUUAACUACCGCUGCUAUGGUAACAUGUCAAGCAGAGAAUCAAGCUGUUCAGAAUAAGCAGAAGGUCGUUAGCAAAGCUCCAUCAGGAUCCAAGGAGAAGUCUUUUACCCCAGAUCUUGAUGAUGGUGGCAUCGGAGGCGGACCAGGAGGCGGUGAUGGUGGCGGCGGUGGUGGGGGUGGAGGUGGCGGUGGAGGUGGUGGUUUCUUGUUUUGGGGAUUGCUAAUGCUUCUAGGACUCAUAAGGGACAACGAGCAGGACAAGCCUUACAGAGGACGCAAACCAAACAAGAAGGCGUUAGCAAAUAAAAAGCGGUCUCAAAUGCAGCAGGUGUGAUUUACCCUUGGACUUCUGCACUACAUCUCAACAAGUCUUCGAAAUAUAGUUUGAUGUGAGUUUCACAGCUUCGUAAAGGAGCUGGUGACAAAGCUUACGUAGGGGAAACGUGCUGUCACCUCUUACUCAUUUGUUUACGAGCUGCCUCAGUUUUAUUCCUGUGAGACCUAUUAUUUCUUGGUACAAGUUUCGGGUAGCUUUCUGGAAUGUUUUCAGGAAUUGAUAGACAACUUAUGGAGUUUUGAGUGGAUGAGAUAUGCAUUUCAUGAAACCAGAGUUUCAUAUCUCUGUCAGCAAGAACUGCCAACCUUUUAAACGGUUUAUAUGCGGUCUGCGCCACAUUGUAUAUUACGAUCUUGGACUUCAUAAAUCGUGUGAGUAGUUGCGACAGAAAUAUUAAUCUCAUCUCUAUACUUGUUACGGUUGAUGGGGUUACUUCUCCCUGAAA
This is a messenger RNA of Physcomitrium patens, 1402 nucleotides long. RefSeq lists its product as uncharacterized. Lineage: Eukaryota; Viridiplantae; Streptophyta; Bryopsida; Funariales; Funariaceae. Gene Ontology annotation, biological process: chloroplast organization; thylakoid membrane organization. The record is from RefSeq and is a predicted model, not a curated record. Gene Ontology annotation, cellular component: chloroplast.